AUUCAAUACAAUACACUAGUUUGGUUUUCUAAAGACUUAUUGGGUGUGUAUUUUUAGAACGCCGGUCUGGGUUGGGUUAAAUCUUGUUGCCUCCAAGAAAGAGGGAUAUUCCAGGAUUUCGAAAAGUGUGACACGGGAAGGGGAAAAGACAGACCCCCUGAAAGAAAGCCAAGGAUGGGUCGUUUACAUAUCCUGCUGUUUCUAGCUGCUGUUCUUCGAUAUGCUCAUGCACAAGGCACCUGUCCUGUUACUGGAAGUGGGGCCUGUCAGUACGAAAAAAGAGCCAUAAUACCUGUUUCAGACAAUUCUCCAAAUUCUCAUUACUACAUAGGCGGUCUCUUUGGUGUUCACGAGAGAGUUAAUGAUGCUUAUGCAUGUGACAGCGCCCCCAUCCGGGAAGAAGAAAUUAUCAAUUUGGAGGCAUUUCUCUGGGCGAUUGAAAAAUACAAGAACAUUCAUACCCAGAUGUCGAUUGGUGGAGUGGCAUUAGAUACUUGUUCCCGUUACCAACGAACGUUGGAAGAUAUUCUGAGUUUUGAGACGUGCAAGGUUCAACUGAAUGACGUUAACGCACCAUCCCCACGAAAUCUCUUGGCUUACAUAGGACCAGGCGACAACUACGAUGCAAUGUCGUCUGCACGACUUCUGAAGGAUAUGAAUAAAACCCAGGUUAGCUACGCAGCCUCGUCCAGUUUGUUGUCUGACAAAGGAGAAACCUACGAUUUCUUUCUGCGGACAGUUCCCAGUGAUGCAGUACACUUAAAGGCCUUGAGUGCGCUAAUCACUGCUGCGCUAAAUGCAAAAUAUGUACAAGUACUUUAUAUAGAUAACGAAUUCGGACAUGCGCAAUUCAAAACUUUGAAAGAGGACGUAGAAAAACAAGCACAGAAAGUCUGCAUCGUUCAUCAUGCUGGUAUUCCUGCAAAUCCUUCCGAUGCCGAGUUAACUGCCUUGGCUAAUGCUGUGUACGAAAGGAAGGAAGUCAGACACGUAGUGCUUCUAGCACCAAAAGGUCUAGCGAGAACUGUCCUUCAGAAAAUGAAAGAUAAUUUUAAAACCAAAGACCCUGCAUUAUUUUCGAGAAUGAUGUUCUUCGGUACCUGGGACGCCAGCGUCGUUGACGGUCUUGACGUGAGCGCCUAUGCUACCAGGCUCCGAAGUCCCACUUCAUUAGACAAUGAUGUCGCAGAGUUCUAUCUAUACCUGAAUAAGAUAACUCCCAAACUCAACUCUCGAAACCAAAAGUGGUUUAGAGAAUACUGGAGCGAAAAACUAAACUGUGCAACCAGAACCUGCAAUGAAGAUGAAACCCUUGAAAAUUUAUACACGAGAAGUCCCUAUGUACCAUACAUUCUCGCUGCCGUAAAAGCCGUCAUUCAGGGUAUUCAGGACGGUGCAAAAAGUGCUUGUACCUCUGGUGAUCUUUGUUCAACUUAUCUCAACACCAACAAUCGUGGUCAGCAGAUAUACACCGGGAUUGUUAACACGACUGACGGAGCUAUGCACUACUUCCAAUCCAGUGGACCGAUGAAAGGGGAUGCUUCCAAUUCUUUUAGUAAUUUAAGAAUUAAACUUUACGAGGCUCAAGCUGGGCGGGUAGUUCAGGAAACUGAUAUUGCCGACUACAACCCUGCAACAGGACUAAAAGUACUGGCAACAUUGACGACUUUUUCAUCAACUUGCCCAAACUCACCUUGUCUAGAAUGCAACGAAACCUUGUCGACCACGACUUCAACCGCCAGGCCCACCUCACAAGCCAUGAUGUCCACCACAACGGAUCCGACAGAGGGCGGGAAAUACGCAUUGAUAAGGUACCCUUACGACGAGGAAAUGACGGGAAUAUACGCGUCAGAUGACGGUAGGGAUCUCUACGACACCAGAUUUAAAACUGGCCAGAGGUGGAUUAUUGCUCUGGGUGUUUUAGCAGGUUUAGGAAUUUUGGCUGUUCUUGUCUUUGAAGUGUAUAUCCUGUAUAAGUUGAUUGGUACCAGUAUUGGACGGCAGUGGCGCACGAUGUGGCUUGGUCAGUUGUUACUGCUAGGAAUACUUUUGUCCUAUUUGACUCUGUUUGCUUUUAUCUUCAUACCUACAAAUGCUACUUGUGGUAUAACAAGAUUUGGGGUAGGUUUUUGUUAUGCCAUUAUUUUUGCUGUUCUGCUAGUAAAACUCAUGGUUCUUUUAACAUCGAAAUCCUCGGAAUCCAUAUUUGCUGAUAUGGAAUCACCAAACUACCUCAAGGGAAUCUAUCAGUUCCUAAUGUUUAUGUUUGCUGUCGGAGUCCAAGUGGUCAUCAACGUACAAUGGCUCAUCCAGGUUCCACCAUAUGCUGUGAAAGUCACCGCAAAUUAUGGCGGAGAGGAAUGGAUUUGCAACCAUUUUACCUGGCAAGCUAACAAAGGAUGGAGUGAUAUGCAAGAUUUUGUGAGGACACCAUUUGAAAACCAUCUUCUCUCUCUCUUGUACAUUAUGUUCUUAAUUCUCAUGACCACCAUUGUUGCAAUGAAAGCCCACGGUAUUAUUACAAAUCACAGAGAAAGUGUCUUCAUUGGGAUUGCUGCUGGAUUUUCUAUUCCGGUUUGGAUUGCUUGGGGCCUGGUCGGAGGACUGAACCGCGAUGAUGCCUAUGGUCACGAAUACGGCGAUGCCUGUAUUGCUUUUGGACUUUUUACCACUGCGACCCUUUGUCUCUUUUCUUUAUUUUUACCCAAAGUAAGACAACUUGUAAAUAUGGGCGUCGAGGGAAUUUAUCUGGAGGAUGACCGCGAUACCUACUACGCAGGGUCGGUGGUCAUGGCGCCACCUAGCUACAAGAGCAGGCCAAGCUCAAUGGUGUAUGUCAACUCCGCAGAAUACUCCAACCCGGUUGUCAUUGGCAACGGAGAUCCAAACCACCUUAAACAUCCGGGCAGUAUGUACAGUGGGCACAGCGCCCCCGUGUACACCAAACGAAACGAUAUGGGAAGCAGUCGUGUUCUAAGGGUUACUGGAGAUUUAACAGGGAAACACCCUACAGAGCGAAAACGCCCAGUGUCAGAAAUAGGAUACACCGGUUACGCCGGGUCCUACAGGAAAACAAGAUCAGAAAGCGGAGGAACACUUAGAAAAGCCCGCUCACAACGUGAACUCGGUGCUCUUUGAAUGAAAGAAAGAAAAAACAGUUCAAAACUAGACUUUAAAAUUCUUGUAAAAUCAGUUAAGUAAACAGCCAAUCAAUCUGUGAAAAUAGGCAUUAUGGACAAGUACCUUAAAGUAAAAAAAAAAUGCCUGUUAUAGCAAUCGAACACUCGUGCUGGUGUAUUCGAUUGAAGUACGGACUUACUUGCCAAUGUGAUAGCCAAGGGAUAUUGACUCGACUAUAUCGCAUUAUAUGUACCUAUUUUCACGUUUACCUUUAUACUGUUUUUCACCAUAGCUUUUUGAUAUAUUUUUCUCUGUAAUUAAAGACAAUCUGAUUACAAUCAGCAGGUUUAAUACGCUUCCGCUUCCGGGCGUAUUAGAGCAGUUGAUUUUAAUCACUUUGAUGAAAUAUUGCAUAAUACAAUUUAACAGUAUAGUUCUUUCGUCUCUGUUGAUGAAUCUCAUUUUUUAUAUGGAAUUCUUCAUGUUUAAGACAUUUAAUUCUUAAUAUUCUUUUUUUUUUUUCAUCGGGAAGACAUUUAUGUAUACAUUUUUGUACAUAAAAUUAUAUAUGUUUAAAACCAAAAUUACAUGUACUUGUAAUUACAUUACUCUGAUCAGUGUGAUAAUAGUGCUUUUGAGAGAUGCAUGCAUGAUAAUGUGCGAAAAGAUGUUUUGUACCUUUGGAAAGGUCAUAUGUGGUUGUUUUUUUUUUUUUCGAUAGUGUGUUUUUUGCUUAUCAGAUUUGUACGUCAAGACAUACUAGGUGAAAUAUAUAUUUAUAUGUAAUAAAAUCUAUUUUGUACAAAAAA
Molecule: messenger RNA, 3929 nt
Organism: Saccostrea cuccullata (small rock oyster)
Lineage: Eukaryota; Metazoa; Mollusca; Bivalvia; Ostreida; Ostreidae
Product: metabotropic glutamate receptor-like
Exons: 5
Coding region: 175-3138 (987 amino acids)
Biological process (GO): G protein-coupled glutamate receptor signaling pathway; regulation of synaptic transmission, glutamatergic
Cellular component (GO): plasma membrane
Molecular function (GO): group II metabotropic glutamate receptor activity
Source: RefSeq, a predicted model, not a curated record